GAGAAGGUAAAACAGACCCCCAAAGCUCUUAAAUCAUCAGCUCCAACUAAUAAACCCUAAACCCUUCAUCCACCAUUAUUAAUUGGAGUUGAAGUUUCACUUUUCCAUCCAAAAAAUUGCAGAGAUGGAUUUGGACUUCGACGGUCCAAGUAAAGUCCCGAGCAGGCAAGCUCGUUUUGUUCCCAAGAAUUCCAAAUUGAAGCCCCAACCCAAAAGUGAAACACUGCCAUUGAAGGUAGAUUCAGAUAUUUCGACUAAAAAGGAAGAAUUGGUAUCACAACCCCCUCUAAGAGAUCAUAUAGCGAAAAACGGAGAGGCAACGGUUGAGGACGACGUUCCAUUGAAUGGAGAGACGACGGGAAACGACCUCGCAGAAGAACAAGUCACAAUGGAAACUGAUAGCGAUCGAGAUGAAGUUGUCCGUGAAGUUGACGUGUGGCUUACCCCUUCCGCUAAUGAGUUCUAUGUACUCCAAUAUCCGUUGAGAUCCGAAUGGCGUCCCUAUGGAUUGGAUGAAAAAUGCCAAGACGUGAGGUUGAGACCUUCAACGGCAGAAAUGGAAGUUGAUUUGGCAAUAGAUUUUGAUUCUAAGAAUUUCGACAGAGACUCUGUACAUGCAGCAACAAUAAAAAAGCAGAUUGUUUCUACAAAAUGGGUGCCAUUAUCUACUUGCGCUGACUUUGCUGUUGGGAUCCUCAUUGGUGAUAAGUUACACCUCAAUCCUGUUCAUGCAGUUGUACAGCUCCGACCAUCACUGCAGCAUCGUAAGGAAAGCGAGUUGAAGAACCUUACCACCAGCAAUGAUGAAAAAAGUCGUGAAAAUGAAGACGUCAAGGAGAAGAAGUCUAUGGGUCCAUCAAAGAAGCAGAACAAACCACCUGGGAACUACAAGGAUAUUGGAGAGCAUUGGUUACAUCUAAAAUACCAUGGGACUAGGAGUGACAUUUCAGCCAGACAUCUUCAGAAAAUGGCCAUGGAGGGAGGCUCCCCAGUACCAUUUUCAAUGAUCCCGGGUGAUUAUCUGAACGCCAUUUGUCCUGCAAGGCCAUCUGACAUUGACAGAUUAAGAAAUCUUAGAACAAGGUUGUCUCAGAAACCUUUUGAAGAACGUGUUAGAACUUGGCUUCUUCAGGGACCUCCAAUUCAUCGUUUUGAUGCUCUAAAGCACCUAGCGCCAGAUAAUCCUGUUGAUGAGAUUUUGGAAGUCCUCAAAAGUUGUGCACAAUUAGUUCAAGGAUUGUGGGUUCCAAAAAGUUCAUUAGUCUAUGACACAAACAAUGGAGUUGAAGUUUUAGCGAGGAAUUUUGUUCUUUAUGAGUUUACCAAGAGUACCCUAAUUAAGAAGUCAGUGUUUGGCAGGAGGCCUGAAUUCCUUAAAGCUGCAACACCAGUUCUAAAAUCAUUAGCUGUUGAGAGGCCUGACCUGGAUGAUUGGAAGCUCAAAGAGCUUCCUGACAAGAAAUUUGAAAACCUUUAUGGUGAUGUUGUAAGAGAGCAGCAAGCUAUCUGGGAGUCCAUGGGGAAACAGAUCAAUGAUAUUAUGCAUGGAGGAAGAAACAGGCCUACUUUGAAGAAUCCUCUAAACCCAAAUGCCAACAUUCCUGCGUUGUCAAGCAGUGAUAAGCCCACUCCUACCACAUUUUUGAAAACAUCUAUGUCAGAAGAAAUUCGAGGAGCUUUACCAAAGGCGCUUCAAAAUGUUUUUAGAAUCCAUAAGGUUUGCAGUUUGCUUCAAAUUUGCGAACUGAUGGAAAAGGAAGAUCCAAAGAAAGCUAUAAUUGCACCCACGGGUGUUCCUGAUGCACUUCGAAAAGAGAUAGAGACAGUGGUUAAUCAGAUUGCUGUAAACAUCCAUGGUGUCUAUGUUUUGAAGUCAUCGCCAGAUAAUCCACAGUAUGAUGCAUUGAGGAAAGUUGUAAUUGAUCUUUUUAUGGCUGAAGGGUCGAGUGCAAAGCUAAAGAAAGCAUCUAUAGUUGAAGCUGCCAAGUUGCAACUGGGAAGGGAUGUUACCACUGUUGAGUUUCAAAAGGUUAUGAAGGAACUAUGUCGUUCAGAAAAUUCAGCAUGGGUUUUGGGAAGCAGUGACGGCAAUCCACAAUAGUUGUCUGCUAUUUUUGAUUAAGUUGUACAGGUCAUGGAAAGUUCACUGCUAGUUGCAGAAAUUCUCAAUGCUGAGGAGAAGUUGGCUUUUCUUGAAGUUUCACUUUACUCUUGAGAGGCAUAUAAUUGUUCAGUUUUGGGUGUUAACACGGAGUCUCGAGUAUAUGGUUGAGCUGUUAAAAUGCUUCGCGUUGCAUUGCAAAUCUGGGAGAAAAUUUAGUUAGAUAUCACUUUAUCAGAAGAAAAUGGACAGCAGAUGUCAAGCCUUUUUUGCUCAUUCUUUUCUCAUUCAAUUCAUUCUUUUUGAUGAGCGAAAAUAUAGUCAGAUGUUUCUUUUCAAUGUCUCUGUUAAAAUGUAUGAAUUGUUGCUUCUCUUUACUUGCAAAAGAAAAUCAUUCAGCAUCUCUGUACCAUCAGGAAAACUAUAAGUUAA
Messenger RNA from Solanum stenotomum, 2533 nucleotides. RefSeq lists its product as uncharacterized. Gene Ontology annotation, biological process: DNA-templated transcription. Gene Ontology annotation, cellular component: nucleus; RNA polymerase III complex. The record is from RefSeq and is a predicted model, not a curated record. The transcript has 13 exons. The coding region runs from base 125 to 2101 and encodes 658 amino acids. Lineage: Eukaryota; Viridiplantae; Streptophyta; Magnoliopsida; Solanales; Solanaceae.